Erythranthe guttata (spotted monkey flower) is the source of this 3510-nucleotide messenger RNA. Lineage: Eukaryota; Viridiplantae; Streptophyta; Magnoliopsida; Lamiales; Phrymaceae. The record is from RefSeq and is a predicted model, not a curated record.
AUGACUGAGUUUGUACAUGAUUACUAUUGCCGUCGUUUGGGUUUCGUUGCUGUCUAUGCUAGAUGCUCUCGUUCCGAGCGCCGUGUUUUGUGGAAUUCGUUCCGCGACAUUUUUGAGACGAUUGGUGACACUCCUUGGAUUUCUGGGGGUGACUUCAACUCAAUCUUACUUGAGUCAGAACGGAAUAGAUCGGUUUCGGAUAGGAGACUAGAUAUGGCUGACAUCCGUCUUUUGGAGCGUUUGGACAGGAUUCUAUAUAACUCUGCUUGGCUAGAUUUACUGCCUAUUACGCAGGUUACCCACCUCUCACGGACCUGGUCGGAUCAUGCUCCUCUUUUGGUUUCAUCGGCUGCUUCUUCGUCUAGGCCUCCUGCUUCAUUCCGGUUUCAGCAUAUGUGGAUCCGCCACGCUACGUUUCGUCAGAUUGUGGAACAGGUUUGGGAUUUUCCGUGUGCUCAGACGGGGAUGCAUCGAUUACAUACGAAGUUGAGACGAUUGAAACAGAAGCUUCAGUGGUGGAAUUGGAAUGUUUUCGGGGACGUGUUCAAGAAUAAAGAGAGGGCCGAGGCAGCUGUUCUAGAGGCCGAGCACAUAUAUGACUUGGAUCGAUCCCCCGAGAAUCGUGCAAAUUUGAAAAAGGCCACUGCUGAACUUACUCUCAUGCUCAAUAUUGAGGAGGACUUUUGGAAGCAAAAGGCAGCUUGUAGAUGGGCGACUGAUGGAGAGAGAAACUCUAAGUUUUUCCACUCAUUAGUCAAGAAAAAGCGAUGUGUCAAUCGAAUCCACUCUAUCUCUCAUGGUGAUUCGGUUCUCACAUCAGCUCAGGAGAUCAAGGAUUCGGGCGUUGAUUUCUUUAGCAAGCUUCUUACCGAUGAUAUGCCUAGUUUGCUUCCGGUUGAUGAGUCCCUAUUUUCUGCUCCUCAAAGGGACUUUUCUUCAGUCUCUACUCGUCCGUCGGUUGAGGAGAUCAAAGAUGCGGUGUUUGGGAUUUGUCAAGAUAGUGCUUCGGGUCCUGAUGGGUAUUCUUCGCUAUUUUAUCAGCAUUGUUGGGACUUGAUUCAGUGUGAUGUUUGUGAAGCGGUUUGGGAUUUCUUCGAGGGUGGAUCUAUGCCUGCGAGCUUCACCGCUACCACCUUGGUUCUUAUUCCAAAGGUGGACUUUCCGACGGCUUGGACAGAUUUCCGCCCGAUUAGCUUGUGCAACGUGACCAAUAAAAUUAUCACCAAGGUACUUACGAACAGACUGGCACCUCACUUGCCCCACAUUAUUUCUCCUUCUCAGAGUGGGUUUGUUCAGGGUCGCCUCAUUAGUGAUAAUAUUUUAUUAGCACAAGAGAUGGUCCACUCGAUAUCAGUUCGUUGUCGAAAUCCGAAUCUUAUUUUGAAGCUGGAUAUGGCAAAGGCUUAUGAUAGAGUUCAGUGGCGGUUCUUAUUUCGUGUACUCGAGCUGAUGGGUUUCUCGGCGAACUUGGUUGAUAUUAUUCGGCGAUGUGUUUCGUCGUGCCAGUUCUCUUUACUAAUCAACGGGGAGCUGACGGGGUAUUUCACUUCGUCUCGUGGUCUAAGGCAGGGAGAUCCGCUCUCGCCGACUCUUUUUGUACUUGCGGCUGAGUAUUUUUCGAGAGGUCUCGAUGCACUAUACAGCCGUUGCCCAAGCAUGUUUUAUUCUACAAGGGAAGGCAUUCCUAUAUCCCAUUUGGCCUAUGCGGAUGAUGUGAUGAUAUUUACCUCGUGCCAUAAUUUUGGCCUGAAGAAGCUGCGGGAUUUUCUCGAUCAUUACUGUCGGACUUCGGGUCAGUUGAUUAGUGUGCACAAGAGCACUUUCACAGUUGAUAGGGCAUGUUCUGAUGGUCAUCUUCGCACUAUUUCUCGGAUUCUCAGUUAUCCGAGAAAGGAUCUUCCUAUCAUUUAUCUUGGAGCUCCACUAUACAAAGGGAGGGACCGGGGCAGUUUGUUUCACACUUUGAUUGAUCGCAUGCAAGCCAGGAUUUCGGGUUGGGCUCGGACCGCUUUGGCUUUCGGGGGCCGUCUUGCCUUGAUCCGGAGUACGCUUUCGACUAUGGCUUUGCAUCUUGUUCAGGUUAUUCAACCUCCGCAGUACAUUAUUCAGCAGAUUGAGCAGUGCAUGGCCCGAUUUCUCUGGGGAUCUUAUGGUAAUCAGCGCCGGCCUCAUUGGGUUGCUUGGGAGACGAUUUGUCGGCCAAUUAGUGAGGGUGGCUUGGGGUUGAGGCGUUUGACGGAUGUGAUUGACGCCUUCACUUACAAGCUCUGGUUUCGAUUCCGUGCUCAGGAUUCUCUUUGGGCCCGUUUUCUCCGAAACAAGUAUUGUCGGAAUCGGUUCCCAGGUUCAUCCGUUGUGUCUUCACUCUAUAGCACGGUGUGGAAGCGCAUGUGCCGUGUCCGAGAGCGUGUUCAAGCUCAAAUAUUUUGGCGGAUUGGUCCAGGUCAUGUUUAUUUCUGGCACGACCACUGGUUUGGCGAUGGUCCCCUUUCGGGCAUUAUUGAUGGUGGUCGGCUAACAUCAGUUCGUGUGGAGUAUUAUUUGGUCAACGGUCAGUGGGAUCGAAACAAGCUAGCUGAGGAUAUUCCUUUUGAGUGGAUCGAUAGGAUUUGCUCGGUCCCAAUCUCUGGUGCUUCGGGUGAUUUGCCCAUUUGGAGAGCUUCUUCGGAUGUUCAGUUAUCCAUUGGUUUUGAGGUUUUCGUGCUCUUUGCAUAUAAUUUUCUCAAAAUUUGGGCUGCUUUCAUUCCUUGUGAUCUCAGCCUCGUUUUUUGCAUCCAUUCUUGGGCGUUUUUUGCUCGUUGUGCUUCUUUAAUUUCAGUUUUAGUGGAGGUUUGUUUCGUCCUCAUUUUGUUUCGUGUCUUGUCAUCGGUUUUUCGUGUCUCCGUCGUAUCUCCGCCUUCUCUCGGUGGAGAUCUUCGAGUGGGUAGCUGCUGCUUGUGCCCCCGCAUGAAUCUAGACUCUCAUCUUGUCUUGGUUCCUCCUUUAAUGAGUGUAGCAAAUCAAGAUCAUUCCAAAUCAGGACCUUCCUUUUCGGACGUGGUAAUUAUGGAAGAUUUCACCAAUCAAUCUUCCUUGAUUGUGGAAGCUGAAUCUUCUACACAAGGCAAGGUCUCCACAAUUCAAAUUUCACCAACCACUUUUCCCGCCCAUUCCACCUCACCCCUUGACUUGGCUAGAACUCCUCACCUCAGCCAACCACAAUUCGCCAAGUUUACACCACUUGCCAAAUCACCAUCCUAUGUGGAUUUUUCAAGCCUCAAACUACCGGUCCCUAAGCCCAUCUCAGCCCCUAACUCUCCUAAGAAAGGCCUAUCUUCCACUCUAAAACCAGCUCACGAUAAUAUUACUCAAAUCCGAGCCCAAAACCCUAAAACGGACCACCUAAACCCCAAUCUUAUGGCCCAAGCUGGUUUUAAGUCCAAUUCAAACACUGAAAAUGAUAUUUAUACCCCUAUUUCUAAAUUGGACAAUCAUAAUCCGAAUUCCCAAUUCCAAACCCAAAAUGGGUAG